CGGACAUUGCCAAAGCGCCUCCAAUUGGCUGCUGCGUCAGUUGAAACAGUCGUUUGUUGUUUGUGCUCCCGGUAGAAACAAUUUAAAACAAAAAGUGUGUGUUACUUUAACGAGGACAAAAAUGACGACGCGGUUGGGGAUGUUUUAUAUAAUCGGGGCGCUGCUGAUAACACAAAGCGCCGCAAUCUUCAGAGUCCCCCUCCAUAAAACCAGGAGCCUCCGCCGCCUCAUGAGCGAUAACGGUUUGUCUCUGGAGGAGCUUCGGGCUUUGGCGAGGAGCACCGGAGCACCGGACAGCUCUCCUUCCCCCAAAGUGCCCGUAGAGAGGCUGACCAACUUCAUGGAUGCUCAGUACUUCGGGAUGAUCAGCAUUGGCACGCCUCCGCAGGACUUCACUGUGCUGUUUGACACCGGCUCCUCCAACCUGUGGGUGCCCUCCAUCCACUGCGCCUUCCUCGAUUUGGCCUGCUGGCUUCAUCGGCGUUACAACUCGAAGAAGUCGAGCACAUUUAUUAAGAACGGCACCGAGUUCUCCAUCCAGUACGGCAGAGGCAGCCUGUCCGGCUUCAUCAGCGAAGACACCGUCUCUGUUGCAGGUCUGCCUAUUCCUGGCCAGCAGUUUGGCGAGGCGGUGAAGCAGCCUGGCAUCACAUUCGCAGUGGCGCGGUUCGAUGGGGUGUUGGGCAUGGCCUACCCCUCCAUAUCUGUAGCUAAUGUCACCCCAGUGUUUGACACGGCCAUGGCUGCCAAGCUGCUGCCCCAGAACAUUUUCUCUUUCUACAUCAGCAGAGACCCAAAAGCAGCAGUAGGAGGAGAGCUGGUGCUGGGUGGGACAGACCCUCAGUACUACACCGGAGACCUGCACUAUGUCAAUGUCACACGAAAGGCCUACUGGCAGAUCGAGAUGAGCGGAGUUGGAGUCGGCAACCAGCUGACUCUCUGCAAAGCCGGUUGCCAGGCUAUCGUCGACACGGGGACGUCCCUGAUCGUAGGUCCUGUGCAGGAAGUCAGGGCGCUGCAAAAAGCCAUCGGAGCUCUGCCCCUGCUGAUGGGAGAGUACUGGAUCGACUGUAACAGGAUCCCCUCUCUGCCCGUCAUCUCCUUCAACAUCGGCGGGAAGAUGUUUAACCUGACUGGAGAGGAUUAUGUCGUGAAGGAGUCUCAGAUGGGUUAUUCGAUCUGUCUCUCGGGCUUUAUCGCCAUGGACAUCCCGCCUCCCGCAGGGCCCCUGUGGAUCCUGGGAGAUGUAUUCAUCAGGAGGUACUACACCGUGUUUGACAGGAACGCAGACCGUGUUGGGUUUGCACCCGCCAAGUAGAUCGCUGAACACUAUGUGUGAAAUGUUGCUCUUCUCAUUUCUGGUGGUUAUUUGACUUCCAGAGUUGCACCAAGUGAAGCUCAGUUUCAUCAUCAAUGUUGCGUUAUUUCAUUUACAGCAAUCGACAGCAUUUAACGAUCGUUAAACGUCACUGUAAGACCUGGCGUCCCACAUAAAUGUCUCACAUCUGCUUAGAAUAAUGAGGUUUACAUGAGAAGCAACAUUAAUCGCCGCUUCGACGCAUUUUUUGUUUGUGCCACUGAACAAAGGGACUGCUUCACUCUUUCAGUUUGAGCUUCAUCUGUGAUUCGGCAGAAUUCAGUCAGAGCUAUGCAUUUUGAUGUGCUGUUUAUUUUUUUGUAAUGUAGCUGUUCCAGGGGACCCUCAGAUUUUGGGAUGCAAGUUUUUCAUUCCUAACAACUGAAACACAUUUCCAGUUCCCAGUGUGUAAUAAUAUCAUAAUUUUGGAUGGUUUUGUACAUUUGAAGGUAUCUCAGGAUGUUUCUCUUAAUAUGCCUAUGUGGAUUUUAAUACCAAAUCUCAUUGAAUAAAGCUUUAAAUAAAUAUUUUGUCAGAUUUUGAA
Plectropomus leopardus (leopard coralgrouper) is the source of this 1901-nucleotide messenger RNA. RefSeq names its product napsin A aspartic peptidase (gene napsa). NCBI's taxonomy places the organism in Eukaryota, Metazoa, Chordata, Actinopteri, Perciformes, Serranidae. Gene Ontology annotation, cellular component: lysosome. Gene Ontology annotation, biological process: proteolysis. The record is from RefSeq and is a predicted model, not a curated record. Gene Ontology annotation, molecular function: aspartic-type endopeptidase activity.